Galendromus occidentalis (western predatory mite) is the source of this 1262-nucleotide messenger RNA. It is a transcript of the gene mRpL39, whose product is annotated as mitochondrial ribosomal protein L39. Gene Ontology annotation, biological process: threonyl-tRNA aminoacylation. The transcript has 6 exons. NCBI's taxonomy places the organism in Eukaryota, Metazoa, Arthropoda, Arachnida, Mesostigmata, Phytoseiidae. Gene Ontology annotation, cellular component: mitochondrion. The record is from RefSeq and is a predicted model, not a curated record. Gene Ontology annotation, molecular function: nucleotide binding; threonine-tRNA ligase activity. The coding region runs from base 87 to 1163 and encodes 358 amino acids.
ACAAAGAGAAAGCCGCGGAAGGCACGAGGUUGGAACUCGUCGGUGCGCGAACUGGAAACCGUCGGAAUUAUACCUUCGUCAGCACCAUGGUUAAGAAGGCGACGAUUUUCAUGAAGUUCGUGAAUGGACAAGUUUCAAGAGGCUACUGCGUGAAUCGGAUUACGCUCACAAAUAGAGAAGUCAUCGCCAAACGAAAUGCUCUAUUCAGUGAGGAACAGGAGAGACAAGCCGCCUUGGUGCGUCGUGUCGAGAAGAUUCGCGUCAAAUACACAGGAAUCCCGAAGGAAUGUACAAUGGUGAUGAACAAAUCAAUCUCAACGCCCGCAGAUUGCUUGAGACAUCUGCCCGAACGGAUGCUACAGCUCUCGGUCCUCGCGUACGUCAACGGCGAACCGUGGGAUAUGUCGAAGCCGCUCGAAGAGGAUUGCGAAUUGAAUUUCGCUCACUUCAAGGACUUCGACCCAAGGAAGUUGCUGACCGUGAACAAAGCCUUUUGGAGAUCUUGCAGUUACUUGUUGGGUUUCGCUAUCGAACGUUCCUUCAAAGAAGAUCACAGAGUCUUGCUCCAUUCUUGGCCAGCUCCGCAGAUCAAGAGUGGAUCAUUCGUGUACGAUGCCGUACUGCCCUUGGAGAACUGGGAACCGAAUGAUAGAGAGUUACGCGCCCUCGGGAACCCAGUGCGUAAACUGCAACCGGAAAAAGCGAGCUUCGAAAGGCUUGAGGUCGAGCCUGCGCUUGCGAAGGAGAUUUUUGAGGACAACCCUUACAAGCACUCAGUGGUCGACAGUUUCGCGGAAUCUACAGAAAACAAAAAAGUGAUUCUAUACCGGUGUAAAGAUCACGUCGACAUAAGUCGGGGGCCUAUGAUCGGCAAUACGGGAUUCAUCCGAGACUUCGGUGUCGCUUCGGUUCAUGCCUUCGAGACGGGAAUUGGGCUCGUGUACCGAUUCCAAGGCAUUGCCUACCCCAGCGCCUUCACGAUGAGUCCUUUCGCCCUAGGUGUCUUGAGAGAUAGAGCGAAAAUCAUGAACACAACUGGUCUACCAAACGAGUUGAACCGUGCUCCGGGCGAUUCGAAAUCUGAGUCAACAACGGAAGCUGAAGUUCCCGAUACCGAUGACGAAAACGAACAGACGACACAAGCUCAUAAAGCCGCUCAAUGAGUCGGCGAAUUCUAGACUGGUGCUGUCAAUAGUUUGCGAAUGAUGAUAGAAUGUCAACGGAGAUGCACUAGGUACGUCACGGAAGCUUUGCAUAUACUU